Penicillium antarcticum is the source of this 864-nucleotide messenger RNA. RefSeq lists its product as uncharacterized. The record is from RefSeq and is a predicted model, not a curated record. Bases 1 to 864 code for a protein of 287 amino acids. The transcript has a single exon. Lineage: Eukaryota; Fungi; Ascomycota; Eurotiomycetes; Eurotiales; Aspergillaceae.
AUGACCCUAUUUCGCCGCAACCUCGCACGAGGACACAAAUUUAUCCCAUCCGCCGUAACAUUCGGUUUCUGCAUGUCGCGAAUCGUCGCUAAUGUCAUUCGAAUUGCCUGGACCUGCCGAAUUACAAAUGUCAAACUCGCCAUUGCCUCACAGAUCUUCGUUGCUGCCGGUGUGCUAUUACUAUUCAUCUUGAAUUUGCUGUAUGCACAGCGCAUGGUUCGAGCUGUCUAUCCUGGAAUAGGAUGGUCUCGUGUUCUGUCAUGGGCAUUCAAAGUGAUCUAUGGUCUUGUUGUGGUUACGAUUAUCAUGGUUAUCACCGUGGUUAUUCAGACCUCCUACUCUCUCAACCUGAACACCCUCCGCAUCGACCGUGAUGUUCUACUCUACGGCGUCACAUACUUCUCCGUCGUCUCUUUCCUGCCUCUCCCAUUGGUUCUGCUUGUUGUACUGUCUCCGAACAGGAAGCGUAUCGAGGAGUUCGGCUCUGGCAGCUGGAUUGUCAAGGUGUUCCUCGUUACUCUUGUUGGUUCAUUGCUCUGCCUCGGCGCCUCAUUCCGUGCUGGUACCUCCUGGAUGCCUCCUCGUCCGGUCACAGACCCUACCUGGUACCACAGCAAGGCAUGCUUCUACAUUUUCAACUUUAGCAUUGAUAUCCUUGUCGUCGCCAUCUUCUUCGUUGGUCGUGUAGACCAACGAUUUUGGGUUCCGAAUGGAAGCUCAAAGGUCCGCCACUACAGGGGAUCUGAGGAUAAUGAGAAGGACUUACAAACUGCAGAGGGUGCAAAUACUCUUCAGGCGCAUGACGAGAAUGAUCUCGAAAGUCGGAAGAGCAGUGUUUCCCGGGAUUUGGCUGAGCCAAAAUAA